Molecule: messenger RNA, 5215 nt
Organism: Aphanomyces astaci
Lineage: Eukaryota; Oomycota; Saprolegniomycetes; Saprolegniales; Verrucalvaceae
Exons: 9
Coding region: 1-5115 (1704 amino acids)
Biological process (GO): transmembrane transport; monoatomic ion transport
Cellular component (GO): voltage-gated sodium channel complex; plasma membrane
Molecular function (GO): calcium ion binding; voltage-gated sodium channel activity
Source: RefSeq, a predicted model, not a curated record
AUGAUCCGUCAGUUUCAACGGAUGGCCUUGGGCUGCCUCACAACAAAACAUCCCAUACGACGGACUUGCAUCCGAAUAGUCACGUGGAAGUGGUUUGAUCGGUUCAUCGUGUUCUGCGUCAUCUUCAACACGGUGAUUCUGGGCUUGACAGACUACACAGACGCAUGGGCGGACGGACCCAACAACACGAUCUGGAUAAACUGGUUCAUUGAUAGCUGCAACGGCGUCAGCUUUUACAUCUUCCUCGCCGAAGCCACGUUCAAGAUCAUCGCGAUGGGGUUCUGUUUUGGCCAGCGCGCGUACCUAAGCGAAGGCUGGAACCGACUCGACUUUGUCAUCGUUUCGUCAGGGUUCUUGUCCAUCUUGAACAUCAAAGGCAUCAAAGUUGGGUUCAUUCGGGUACUUCGCGUGAUGCGGCCCCUACGCACACUUCACUCUCUGCCUGCAGGCCUGAAAGUCCUGACGAAUUCGUUGCUGGCCAGUUUACCAGCCCUCGGGAAUGUGUUUGUGUUGCUCAUGUUUUGCAUGCUUGUGUUUGGCAUCCUUGGCAUGGAAAUCUAUCGAGGCGCGUACCACUUUCGGUGUCGGGUGACGCCCUACCCCGUCGUGUUGCCGCCCAACGGCACGUUCAACUACCCCCCGAAUGCGUCGUACAUUUCGCUAGUCCAGCAGUCCCCCGACCAGUUCCAGUGCCUCUUUCCCAACGGCACGCAAAUAUCUAAACUCAACGACGUAUGGGAUGAGCCCUUGGAUUGUUUUUGGCCCGUGGAUGCCUCGGAAGUUAUCCCUAUGGUGUGCAAUCAAGAGCUUGACACAGGUCGACAAUGCCAAGGCAACACAGUGUGUGGCUCCAACUUCGACGAACGGGGCAACCCGCGCUUCAAGUACCUCCUUCAGCCGCCUUGGAACGGCAACAUCAACGACGACGCGCUAUUUAAUUCCAACUUGAACUACGGGCUUGCAAGCUUCGACAACCUUGGUCGUGCGUGGCUGAUCUUACUCCAAACGAUCACAGCGUCGGGGUGGAUGGUGCUCACACAAACGACUCAAAACACAGCCAGCCCCGUGGUCGCGGGCAUCUACUUUACUGCGCUCAUGUACAUUGGGAUGUGCUUUUUGCUGCAACUCAACAUGGCCGUGCUGUUUACCGAAUUUGAAAAGGCCAAAGACCUGCAAGCCAAAAAACUGCGCGAGGACAUUGGAAGGCAAAGCCUCAUGCUUGCCAAGAUGCCAUCGAUAAACAGACACAGCAUGCGCUUAUUCAAACCCGCCGAUCUUUUCACGCGCGUGAGCACGGUGGCUGUCCGCCGGGGGGAUGUCAUAGUGCAAAGUGCGAUUGGCCGCCAAUUUCUGCACUUGCGCGCGGAGAUUCUGAAAAUCGUCGUGUCCCGAGAGUUUAUCAACUUUGGGCUCGUGGUGACCGUCUCCAACAUUUUGGUGCUGUCGCUCGACUUUCACGGCAUCGACGUUGCCACGAAGAACAAUUACGAGACGGCGAAUUUCAUGUUUAUGCUGUAUUUUGGCGUCGAAUCGUUGCUCAAGAUUGUCGGCCUCGGGCUGCGGCGGUUUUGGGCGGAUAAGUUCAAUCGGUUCGACCUGCUGACGUUUUUUCUGGGGGUGGUGGAAGCGGCUAUCAGCCCGCCGUCGUUUAUGGAUGGCACACCGGGGGGGAGCGGCAUUUUCACCGCGUUUCGGGCCGCAAGGGCAUUCAAAUUGGCGCGGAUGUGGGAAUCGCUCAACCAGUUGCUCACCGCUAUCUUCAACUCGUUGAGCGAAAUCCUCAACUUUUUGCUGUUUCUGCUGCUGUUCAUGUUGAUCUUUAGCCUCCUGGGGAUGGAGUUAUUCGCCACUCAUUAUCAAUUCGACCCCAACAAUUACCACAUGCCGUUCAACAACACGAACCCGCAAACGAGGCUGCAUCGGUCCAACUUUGACUCAAUCGUGUGGGCCGCGUUCACCGUGUUUCAAAUCUUGUCCUAUGACAACUUUCCCGCCGUCAUGUACGACGGAUGGAUCUCCGUGGGCGCAUGGGCCCCCAUUUACGUAUCCCUGGUGAUCAUUCUCGGCGUGUUUGUGGUCAUGAACAUGUUUUCAGCGAUUCUCGUGCAAGCCGUGAUGAAAGGCAACACGAACGACGACGACAAUGACGACGAUAUUGACUCGAUGAUUCUCGACAGCAAACAUAUGGACGGCGGCAUGCGCACCAAAUCCACGCGGAUUCUACGACGCGUGAUGGACCAACUGGCGCGGCUUCAGUUCCCCCCUCCCCCCACGUCCCUGGCCAACGACGACGACGCACCAAAACGACCUGUGUACUUAGGGCGAUCCUUGUUUUUGUUUGCCGAAACCAACCCCUUGCGGCGCCUCUGUACGGCGCUCCUCCAACGCCGCGAGUACACGUGGGCGAUGAGCGUCAUAAUUUUCAUCUCGUGUGUCGACACCGCGUUGGAUUCGCCCCUCCUCGAUCCGAAUUCGAGUCUGGGGACCUUGCUCGAUCAAGUCAACUUGCUGUUUGCGGUGCUGUUUUCCGUGGAAAUGGCCAUCAACGUCGUGUCCCGCGGACUUUUCAUUGGCCGGGACGCGUUUGUCAAGGACUGGUGGCGCGUCCUCGACGGGUUUAUCGUGACCGUGUCGAUUCUGCCCUACUGUUUUGGCAACUUGAACAAGGACGCGCUCACGGGUUUGCGGUCCCUGCGCGCGUUCCGGGCACUGCGCCCCCUGCGCGUGAUCAACAACAUCCCGUCCCUCAAAGUCGUCGUGAACACGUUGUUUCGAUGCAUCCCCGACGUCGGCCGCGCGCUGCUCUUCUUCUUCUUCAUGCUGUUUCUGUUUGGCCUCAUGUCCCUCGCGUUGUUCAAAGGUGCGCUCAACACGUGCUCUGUGAGUCCGUACAACUAUGGCCUCGGGACCGGCACCCCCGUCAACCCCCCGUGGUUCCCCACGGAUUACACCGGCGACUUCAACAUUGUCAAUGUGACAGUGUUGGAGGAGCUGGAUGUGAUGACGUUUCCGCGACCGUGGACCAAGUUGACGGACCCCCAAAAGGAUGCCAUACGACCCGUGUGGAACCAGCCGGGUUGCGGCCCCUUUGCCGACGAUGACACCCCGACGUCUCGUGACAUUUGCCUGUGUUUUGCCCGCCAAAAUGGCACGUCGUGGAACCCCCAGACCCCCCAACGCUUUGACAAUAUCUUUUACGCUAUCACGGGAUUGUUCGAGCUCACGACCAUGGAGGGGUGGACAUCGGUGGCGUUGGCAUGCAUCGAUGCCGUGGGGGAAAACAUGCAGCCGAUUGCAAACUUCAACCCGGCGUUUAUGAUUUAUUGGUGGAUCUUUAUCAUCAUUUGCGCGUUCUUCAUCACGGGGUUAUUCAUCGGGGUGUUGUGCGACAGCUUUGCAAGGGAAACGUACGGGUCGCUGGUCACGGACGAGCAGAUUCAGUGGAUCAAACUCCAAAACAAAGUGCUGGCCAUGUCGCCCCAGCACGUGUUUCCGUGCCCGACGCACCCGGUCCGCCGCGCCGCGUUUGUCGUCUGCACAUACGGUUACUUCGAGCACUUUAUCACGUUUGUGAUUCUGCUCAACACGGCGUGCAUGGCGGUACAAGUGUUUGGGCAGAGCGUCGCGACCGAGACCGCCCUCAAUGCCCUCAACUCGAUUUGCUCGGUGAUCUUCAUCUUUGAAGCUGCCGCCAAGUUGGCCAGCUACGCGAUAGGGUACUUUGAGGAUGGCUGGAAUCGCUUUGACAUUGUGAUUGUGCUCCUCACGAUUGUGAGUUUGAUCUUGCAAGCGUUCAGCAUCGACGUCGGGUCGGCCGCGUCGGUUAUUCGCGUGUUCCGAGUUGGCCGCGCCUUGCGCCUCAUAAAAAAGGCCAAGAUCAUGAAGAACCUGUUUGACACGCUCAUUGUAUCGCUGCCAGCUGUCGUGAACGUGGUGAGUUUGCUCAGCUUGCUGUACUACAUCUUUGCGGCCGUGGCCGUCCAAUUGUUUGCCAAAACCGGGUUCGACGGCAACAUGAUCAACGAAAAUCAAAGUUUCCAGAACUUUUGGACGGCGUUUCAAACUCUGAUUGGGUUUUCCACGGGUGAAAAUUGGGACAACUUUACGUGGGAAGUGUACAACCAAGUACCAGCCACCAACCCGACGUGCGAAGAUCGAUCAUACAAUGCGAGCAUGUGCGGCUUCAACGACACGUACGGGUGCGUCCCCCUGGACGGGUGCGGGAGCGGCAUGAUCUUGCCGUUCAUGUACUUCUUCUUCUUGGUCAUGGGGUACAUUGGGAUCAAUUUGUUUUCGGGGAUUGUCGUUGACGCCAUCGGCGACGCAUCCAACGAUAGCCGCGUGAACGUCAACACGCUGGCGGAAUUUUCCGACCGGUGGGCACAAUUCGAUCCGUCGGGGUCGGGGCUCAUCACGGCCGACGAACUCACCGACUUUUUGUACACCGUGUACCCACCGUUUGGAUUCAAGGGUGUGCCAGGGUUUACCCGUCGAAAGGUCGCCAUUGUAAUGGGAGAUUUGGGGAUACCUAUCUACGACAAGAUCUAUGUGCACUUCAAGGAUGUUCCCCGUGCGCUCGUGCAGCGUGUGUUGGCCGAGGGCGAUCGGGCAAAGCAUGCCGAAAUCACGCGGAUCAUGGAGCAACUGGGGAUCAACAAGCAUUUCGACGAGAUGUGGUUUCGGUCGCAUGGCAAGAAGCACCAGAAUACGCUGAUCCACCGCCAGCAAGUCACCGCGCGAGAAUAUUCCGCCACGUUGGUGAUCCAGCGAUUCUUUGAAAAGGUCAAGCUGGAACGGCAGCGGAGGCGUAACUUGGCCCGUAUCCACACAUACGGCACCGACAUAACCGAGCAAACCCUCAACGUCGGUCGUGCAGUGGUCGCACGAGACAUGGAUGUCGAGUCCGUGGAAGCAAACGAGCGGCUGGACGAAGCUGCCGCCUCUGCGAUGGGUGUGGCCCUUGACGCAGCGGGGGGGGAAGAGGGGACGGCGGUGGUAGCACCUGAUAUUCAAGUGGAAGGAGAGACGGCACAACUGCAAUAUCAAGGGGGAAGCGAUGUGCUGGACAAGAGCAACACCAAAGAACGUGAAGCCAACAACUUGGUCGAUGGCUGAACGCAGCUGAUAUUGAAAUAGCUGACAGGAUAAGUAAUUUAUACACGCGCGCGACAGCGUGCGCCGCCUUUUGAACGACGAUGAAUUGAUAUGAGUCAAG